Prunus armeniaca (apricot) is the source of this 624-nucleotide messenger RNA. The record is from the annotation of a GenBank genome assembly. NCBI's taxonomy places the organism in Eukaryota, Viridiplantae, Streptophyta, Magnoliopsida, Rosales, Rosaceae.
AUGUCUGGCUGCAACUGGAACAUGAGGCAUGGUGGAAAUGUGCAUGGUUCGAACUGUGCCCCGGCAUCGAUGCCGAGUGGAUCAACAGAAAUUGCAUGUAGAAUAUGUGAUCGUGUUUUUAUGAGCACCCAAGCCCUCAUAAACCACAUAGAGUCUCACAUAGUGGAUGAUGGCCUCACAGCCUCAAGAUUAAGGCAGCUCACUCAGCAAACCAACACUAACCCUCCGAUCCGAAGCAAUCCUGUAUUUCCAUUGUCAAACCCUUUUAAUCAACGAAACCCUUUCCAUGAUGUUCAUAAUAACCAAAUUGGUUUUGCACCGCCGCCGCCUCAUCAUCAAUAUCCAUAUCCACCACAACAACAACUUUCUCCUUAUGCACUGCCAAGAAACGUUAACGUUAACGUUAACCAGGGAGUUGUUGGGUCGCAUUACAUGGUGAUGCAAUCUGCUAAUGAAACCGCGGCGCGCAUGGCGAGUGAGGAGGACGAUCUUUCCAGUGAUUGCACCAUGCCGCUUCUCAGUCAGCUGGAUCGCCCUCUUCCGCCUGUGAAUUAUGAAUUGGACCGUCGUGGAAACAUUGGUGAAGCAAGUUCAGAUAAUCUGGAUUUGACCCUGAAGCUCUAG